AAUUUUUACAUGAAAAAUCCUUUUUACACACUUUAUUACAUAAUUACCCUCACACGCCUAUUACUACAUUUAUACUUACAAACUUAUUUUUAUUACACAUUUACCACUUACUCAUCAUACCAUGCAUACACGUGUUCUCUCCCCAUGCAUCAUCAAUCAAAUCAUACUCUCUUCCCUCUCUUUUUUCAUUUUGUUUUCAUUUCAUUUUCUAUUCUUCAUUUAUGUUCUCUAAGUUCAUUUUGAAUUCAAGUAACCUCCAUUAACCACCCAUAAUUUAUCACGUUUUUCCCUCUUAUUUUUGGUUCAUCCACGAAUUUUCAACUUCCUCUUAGCCCACGAUUUAGCAACUGUUUUUCCCUCUCUGUUUCAUUUUUUUUCAAUCUUAUUUAUACCAUGGCAAUCACUCGGUCAUCUUCAUCCCCUUCUCCAGUUCUCAAAAAAAAAUCAAAAAUGGGCAAGAAAUCUUUGGCCAACAAAUCCAAGGGUAAACGCCCAAUCAAUGAUGAUUUUGAUUCUGAUUUUGAAGCUCCCAUGCCGAAGCGUGUGAGACCCCAUUCUUCGAAGAAAUCGAAGCUGAACUUGGAGGAGCCCACGCUUCCAGAAAUUUCUGGGAAAAAAUUUCAAAAAUCUAUUACACAUGCUGAAGAUCGGACUGAGGUUUGGGACUGUAAAUUUAGUCCUUCUGAUUUUUACAGAUCUAAGUGUGUGUGCACCAGUGUGUAUUCUGUGAUAAAUAAUAUUAAAAACACUUUAUCUGUUAAUUUGCUUUCUUUGUUUCGUCAAACUCAGUUUGGGCAUUUUCUGGAUAUGCCUGAGUUUGUUUUUCACCCACAAGUCGUUCAUAGUUUAUUACUAAGGGAAGUUUUACAGCCUAAUCCUAAGGAGUUUUGGGCUAAGGUUGCUGGCCGUUGCAUACGGUUUAGUGCCGAAGAAUUUUACCUUAUUUCGGUUUAGAUUGUUUCGGUGAUUGCAACAAGUUGUUGUUUUCACAGGAAACAAAUCAAUUGGUAGAAACAUGUUUCCGUGGUGUAAAAACUAUUGACAACAAAGCCAUCGAGGAUGCUUUUUUGGGUAGUCGGUGGGGUUUGGAUGAGUCUAUUGGUUUGAAAAUGGCUGUUUUGUAUUUCAUUCAGUGUUUUCUUCUUAGCAAUACUCCUGACAAAGAAGUGUCUAGGUUUGUUCUAGAUGUAGUUGAUAGCGGUCGGUGGGAUGAGUAUUGUUGGGGUAGGGAAUCAUUUGAAUUGACAAUUGACUCAUUCAAAGGUAGGAUUGAGCAUGGGAUCAUUAUGAAAAAUAGAAAGGCAGAGAAGGGAGGCCAAUAUGAUGGCUGGUAUAGGGCAUUGGGAUGUCCUUGGGU
Cannabis sativa is the source of this 1357-nucleotide messenger RNA. RefSeq lists its product as uncharacterized. The coding region runs from base 394 to 954 and encodes 186 amino acids. The transcript has 2 exons. Lineage: Eukaryota; Viridiplantae; Streptophyta; Magnoliopsida; Rosales; Cannabaceae. The record is from RefSeq and is a predicted model, not a curated record.